AUUCUGCGCCUGCGCGCGGCUACAGCACGGUUCGUUUUUCCUUUAGUCAGGAAGGACGUUGGUGUUGAGGUGAGUCCGGUCCCUUUUGCAUCCCUACCCCGACACUGCGGGUUGUCACAACGGCACCCUCCCGCUUUCUCUCUGCCUCGGAUUUAGUCGUGACUGUGUGUCUCCGCCGUGGUGCAGCUUCAGGCCUCUCCCGCAUCUACUCUCUCACGCUUCCGCUGCGGCCUGAGGGAGGGCGGCGGGCGGACCACGGACCGGGGUUAGCAUACGUAUCAAGGACAGUAACUACCAUGGCUCCCGAAGUUUUGCCAAAACCUCGGAUGCGUGGCCUUCUGGCCAGGCGUCUGCGAAAUCAUAUGGCUGUAGCAUUCGUGCUAUCCCUGGGGGUUGCAGCUUUGUAUAAGUUUCGUGUGGCUGAUCAAAGAAAGAAGGCAUACGCAGAUUUCUACAGAAACUACGAUGUCAUGAAAGAUUUUGAGGAGAUGAGGAAGGCUGGUAUCUUUCAGAGUGUAAAGUAAUCUUGGAAUAUAAAGAAUUUCUUCAGGUUGAAUUACCUAGAAGUUUGUCACUGACUUGUGUUCCUGAACUAUGACACAUGAAUAUGUGGGCUAAGAAAUAGUUCCUCUUGAUAAAUAAACAAUUAACAAAUACUUUGGACAGUAAGUCUUUCUCAGUUCUUAAUGAUAAUGCAGGGCACUUACUAGCAUAAGAAUUGGUUUGGGAUUUAACUGUUUAUGAAGCUAACUUGAUUUCCGUGUUUUGUUAAAAUUUCAUUGUUCUAGCACAUCUUUAACUGUGAUAGUUUGUCCGUUUCAUUGCAGUUACUUGGUCUUGGGCUAUGGAUUAAAAAGUGUUCUUCAUGAGCCUGUAAGACUACUGUACUGUGGGCUCUAAGAAGAGAUAGAAUCCUAAUAAAAUCUAUCCUUGGCCUUCA
Homo sapiens (human) is the source of this 940-nucleotide messenger RNA. RefSeq names its product cytochrome c oxidase subunit 6C (gene COX6C). NCBI's taxonomy places the organism in Eukaryota, Metazoa, Chordata, Mammalia, Primates, Hominidae. The record is from RefSeq and is a predicted model, not a curated record. Gene Ontology annotation, cellular component: respiratory chain complex IV; mitochondrial inner membrane. Gene Ontology annotation, biological process: oxidative phosphorylation. The transcript is spliced from 4 exons. Bases 297 to 524 code for a protein of 75 amino acids.